This is a messenger RNA of Phacochoerus africanus (Common warthog), 2186 nucleotides long. Its product is annotated as coiled-coil domain-containing protein 116-like. NCBI's taxonomy places the organism in Eukaryota, Metazoa, Chordata, Mammalia, Artiodactyla, Suidae. The transcript is spliced from 3 exons. The record is from RefSeq and is a predicted model, not a curated record. Gene Ontology annotation, cellular component: centrosome. The coding region runs from base 398 to 2035 and encodes 545 amino acids.
GGGUCGGCAGAGGCCUGGCGUAUGACUGGGCGCUGGGGCCGGGGGGAGGGAGGCGGACAAAACCUAGCCAGAGAUGGGCGGAGACUGGAUGCAGACACCCUCGGGCACCGCCCCGCCCCCGCGACUCCGGACACUGAUGCUGCACAGACGCCCAGGGGUCUCCUAGCAGAGGACAGACCGAAUGCAUGAAGGACUUGGGGUAUGGGGAGCCAGGGGCCACCGGCUCUUGGGGCGGCGGACACAGUAGCCAACCGACGGACAGAGACUCGGAUUCGUGUUGGCCUGCGGGGACCCUAACGCUCUCUCCCCUCCUGGCACAGAGUGGAAUUCUCAGCUGCACUGCCGCACUGAUCACUGACGAAACAGGAGGAGGGCAUCGGGCCCGACCACCUGCAGCAUGACCAGCUGUCGCCACCAUUCGGGAUAUUUGGCUGACGACGAGGCUGGUCCCACCCCCUACGUUCCUCGGGUGCAGCCACCUAAGAAGCCUCUGUUCCCAGAAAUGGGACCAGCCUCCAAGGUGGGCCACAUGCCACACCCGCCAUCAAUGCACAGUCCUGUGAGCAGUUCAGGGCUCCAUGGCCAUUGCCGAAACCUCAAGGGCUCUCGACCCUUUAGGAACUUCCUGGAUUUCCUUGUUGAGGGCCAGGUGCUGGACAGCCUGCAGACAGUGGUGGAAGUGGCAACUGAGCGUAUGGCCACCAUGAAGACAGGAGCAGGAUUGCCGCUGGUGGAGAUGCAGGACCCAGUGGAGGUGCCAAAGGUUGGGCGACGGGCAUGUGGCCGGCCUAGCCUCAGUACCGUGCACCGGCACCGCACCCGGCCCAGUCUCUGUGUGGGGCACCCCAACAAUUACCCAUCCUGCUCCAGCUCCAUGUCUGACUCCCACAGCAGUUUCAGAGCCUGCUGGCCAGGCUCCCAGUUCCGGGACAGUGACCUGGAUGCCCAUAGCUUGGGCCCACUGCCAGCCGUGAAGGACAGACUCCUGCUGGAGAAGAGCCUCAAACGGCUGCUACAGCUGGAGAACAGGGGGAAAGGCCUGGGGCAGUGCUGCUCCCACAGGGACUCGCUGCCGUGGGACUCGCUUGACAGCCAGGCCAGCAGCCAGUGGACUCCAGAGACGCCCCUGUCCUGGUUCUCAGGGCUGCUGGGCUCGAGCUCGGGCACUCUGGAAGCAUCAGAGCUGGGGCCUGGAGAGCAGGAGCUGGUCUUCCUCAAGCGAGAGUUCAACAAGCAGAUCAAGUCCUUGCUGAGCCAGCCGGUGGCUUUUGACCUGCCUGGCUACUGCGCCAUCCGAGAGCCCCAUCGGACCCUGGACUUCCUGGCUGAGCACCACCUCUUCCCUGCCCUACAGAACGUGGUCAAUCAGGCUGUGGACAAGCUCAGUGGUGCCUGCCGGCACAAUGGCCGCCCUCUCUUCCCAUCAGAAUGGGAGCCCACCACAGAGUCUAACUCCAAGCUGGCCACACCCACCAAUGGGGAGGAGCCCGAUAAUUUGCUGCCCACCACAGCAGCAAGCCCCAAGGUGGACCACAGAAAGAACGUCAAGCCCAAGGGACGCAGGAAGCCCAAGGGAGGUGGCUCCCCUGUGUCCAGCACUCAAGUGGACACCAGGUUCCGGCUUGAGAUGACACCCACAGAAGAGCCCAAGGUUCCCUCACCCCACCUCAGGCACGAGGUAUCUGACAGGGACCCCAAAGUACAAAGACCACCCACACCAGCUUCUGGGCCCCCGAGUUCCAACCAGAGGUCCCGGCCCUGGCGGAGCCUGCACCUCACUCUGCCUGGCCCUGGGGUCGUGUUGGAAGUGCCCUCCAGACAGACCUACCUCCCAACCCUGGGCUCAGCUUCAUUCACUUCUCCCUGCCCUUCCUCCUCCUACCACCUCCCUGCAUUCUCACCAUACACCUCCGCAGUGUGGGGCCUCUCCCCAUCGCCUGCCACGCUAUGUCCAGAGGUGACCUCCUCAAGAUUGGGGCUAGGGGUCUUAGGGGUAGGUUUGCAGUGGAAGGGCUCCAACAGCCAUUGCUCCUAGCAGCCACCAUCACUGGCAGGUGCCCAAGGUCCAGGCUUCUUGCCCUGCCCUUGUGGAAACCACCUGAGCAGGAAUGAGCUGACAGGGUCCCCAAGAAUCUGAGCCUAGCUCCUGCCACGUGUUGUCAAAGAUGAAUAAAGGCUAUUUUUUA